GUAGUCUGCUCCUCUCUGCCACUGCAGUCGCCUGUCGGACCUGAGACUGCGGAUUAUCCGGGGGACUGUAGGUGCUCACUGGGGGGGUCAAAAUGGUGAAGAUAACGACAGUUAAGACCAAGCCGUACUUGGACCAGAAGCCCGGAACGAGCGGUCUGAGGAAGAGGGUGACUGUGUUCCAGCAGAACCAGCACUAUGCGGAAAACUUCAUCCAGAGCAUUAUCUCUGUCGUCGAGCCUGCGGAGCGUCAGACGGCCACUCUGGUGGUGGGAGGAGACGGCAGGUUUUUCAUGAAAGACGCGAUUCAGCUCAUCGUCCAGAUCUCAGCUGCCAACGGGAUAAAUCAUCUGGUGAUUGGGCAGAAUGGCAUCAUGUCCACCCCAGCUGUCUCCUGUGUGAUCCGCAAGCUAAAUGCAGUUGGCGGCAUUAUCCUCACAGCCAGCCACAACCCAGGUGGCCCCAAUGGAGACUUUGGCAUCAAGUACAACAUCUCCAGUGGAGGACCUGCACCAGAGGGCAUCACAAAUAAAAUAUUUGAUGUCAGCAAAAGCCUGCAGGAGUAUCUUAUCUGCCCUGAUUUGAAAGUAGACCUGUCCAAGAUCGGAAAGCAGACUUUUGAAGUGGACACUUUCAAGCCUUUCACAGUGGAGAUUGUGGACUCUGUGGAAGCCUAUGCUGAGAUGCUGAGGGGUAUCUUUGACUUUGCUGCAUUGAAAGAGCUUCUCUCUGGAGCAAAUCACAUUAACGUCCGGUUGGAUGCUAUGCAUGGAGUGGUUGGACCUUAUGUAAAGAAGAUAGUCUGUGAGGAGCUGGGCUCUCCCGCCAACUCUGCGGUCAACUGUGUCCCCAAGGAGGAUUUUGGGGGCCAUCACCCUGAUCCUAACCUGACCUAUGCUGCUGACCUGGUCAAAACAAUGAAGGGAGGCGAAUAUGACUUUGGAGCGGCUUUUGAUGGUGAUGGUGACCGUAACAUGGUGCUGGGUAAACAUGGCUUCUUCGUGAACCCCUCAGACUCUGUGGCUGUCAUUGCUGCCAACAUUACUAGCAUCCCUUACUUCCAGAAGACUGGUGUGAAAGGAUUGGCCCGCAGUAUGCCAACCAGUGGAGCCCUGGACAAUGUAGCUAAAGCUCUUCAGAUGCAGCUGUAUGAGACUCCAACUGGCUGGAAGUUCUUCGGGAACCUGAUGGAUGCUGGCAAACUUUCACUGUGUGGAGAGGAGAGCUUCGGCACUGGCUCAGAUCAUAUCCGUGAGAAGGACGGCCUGUGGGCGGUGCUUGCGUGGUUGUCUAUUUUAGCCACCAGGAAACAGAGUGUAGAGGACAUCAUGAAAGAGCACUGGCAGAAGUUUGGCAGGAACUUCUUCACCAGGUAUGACUAUGAGGAGGUCGAAUCAGAUCCCGCCAACAAGAUGAUCAAGGAUCUGGAGACGGCAAUGUUCGAGCCGUCCUUCAUAGGAAAGAAGUUUUCGUCUGGUGACAAGACUUAUGAGGUGGCUGUCGCCGAUAACUUCGCCUACACAGACCCUGUCGACGGUAGCGUGUCCAAAAAUCAGGGCCUCAGAAUCAUUUUCUCUGAUGGUUCAAGGAUUAUUUUCCGUCUCAGCGGUACAGGCAGCGCCGGAGCAACCGUCAGGCUCUACAUAGACAGCUAUGAGAAGGACCCCCAGAAGAUUUACCAGGACCCACAGGUCAUGUUGGCUCCUCUGGUAGACAUCGCCCUGAAGGUUUCUCAGCUCCAAGAGAGGACUGGACGCACCGGCCCAACUGUGAUCACAUGAUUCCUCUGUUACACUGCAUCCAUUCAGCAGCAGGGUACCUCCACUCUCAUGGGGGGGAUGAAGCUGCACUUAAAUGCUUGGGUUAAAUGUUUUGCCCCCCCUGUAAAAAAGAAAAGGAAGAGAGCUGGAUACGAAACCUGGUUAAAAUAAAUAAUAAUAAAUGAUUUACAUUACACUGCCAUCUUCUAGUGAAAGACUAGUGUGAACGCUAAUAUAGUUGUUGCUAGGUCAUUUCAAGUUGCCAUGAGGAUAUUAUGAAUAUUAACAGAUUUAUAGAGCAUUUAAGUAUUAAAGACUUAUGGUCUGUGUCUGUCAACUGGUGUCUUAUGCAAUUUCUGUUCAACUACUGGCCAUUAAUCAGCUGUUCCCCCAAAGCAAACCUCUAAAUGCGCACCACAGGUUAGGCCUUGACAACAAACAUAUCCACUAAUAAUAAAAGAACCUUACAUAAAGUAAGAACUGUAGUCAUGU
This is a messenger RNA of Solea solea (common sole), 2249 nucleotides long. RefSeq names its product phosphoglucomutase 1 (gene pgm1). Gene Ontology annotation, molecular function: magnesium ion binding; phosphoglucomutase activity. The coding region runs from base 93 to 1778 and encodes 561 amino acids. Gene Ontology annotation, biological process: carbohydrate metabolic process. The record is from RefSeq and is a predicted model, not a curated record. Gene Ontology annotation, cellular component: cytosol. The transcript is spliced from 11 exons. Lineage: Eukaryota; Metazoa; Chordata; Actinopteri; Pleuronectiformes; Soleidae.